ACUAUAAUGAAUGAAAUAAUGAAUGAACUAAUAACAUUAAUUAAACAUGUUAGAUGGCUUAUCAUAGCAAAUAACUUGGCGACAGGAGCACGACAUAUAUUUCCAUGUUGGGACGAAGCAGGACUGAAGGCUAAAUUCACGAUUACUAUAAAACAUUCCGAACAUUAUCAUGUUCAUUCAAAUAUAGUUUCUAAUCGUAUACUUACUAAUGUAUCGAAAGUAAUUACACGCUUUCAAACAACUCCAGAAAUAUCAACUUAUCACAUAGCAAUUGUUCUAUUCGACGGGAAUGACUAUUGUCGUUUGUUGUCAUCGCACAUAGAAUUAUGGUGCAGGUGUCAAGAGAUAGAAAAUAAACUUUAUGAUUUUGAAUUAAUUAAAAAUGUUAAAAAUAUCAUUGAAUACGUUUGGUCACGAGAACAACCUUUAUCAGUACAUCAUUAUAUAAUCCCAGGUUUGAAAGAUGAUGGAAUGGAUAAAUUCGACUUCGUAUUUUAUAGAGAAGAAGAUACUAUUUACAAUGAAGAAGUAGAUCCCAUUGCGCGCAAAAUAGAGAUAUCGCGUUUAAUAGGACGUAAAAUGGUUGGUCAACUGUUUACUAAGAUUAGUUCAUCAUGGUGGUCUUACAUGUGGUUACAUGAGGGUAUUGCUACAUUACUUGGAGUGUAUAUAAUCAAUAAGACAGAAUUUAUUAUUAUUAAUUUCAUAAGGACAAGUAAUGUGGACGAUUUUUGGACUGAUAUUCAAUCUAUAUAUGAGUUACAAACAAAGGGUUCCAGAGAAAUUAAUGUAAAAGAUAUAAUGGAUCCUUGGAUAAAAGAAAAACGAUAUCCUGUUCUUGAUGUUACAGUAAAUUAUCUUAAUGAAAUGAAAACAAUUUCAAUAAAAAAUUUCGAGAAAUGGACAAUACCAUUGACAUAUACUGUCUCACCGAAUAUUAAUUUCCGAGAUACUUUAGCGUUAAAUUGGGUAGAGGUUGAAUUGGAGCAUAUCUCUCAAGUAACACAGGAGUUAAAAUGUCAAUGGAUAAUAGUCAAUCGCCAACAAACUGGAUAUUAUCGUGUAAACUAUAAGAAGGAUGAGUGGCUCAAUAUCUCAUGUUAUCUUAAUUCCGAGAAUUAUACAAAUAUUCAUGUCCUAAAUCGUGCUCAAAUCAUCGAUGAUGCCUUUCAUUUCGUAACGACAAACAAACUGCAUUAUUCCGUAUUUGUUGAACUUACAAGUUACCUGUCACAAGAAACAGAUUAUAUAGCAUGGUAUCCCAUGUUUAAAGCUAUUGAACGCAUGUCAUAUGUCAUACCUUUUCUCGAAAAUACCGAAAAUUUUAAGAUGCAAUUGCUGAAAUUAUUCAACUCACUUCUUCAAAAAAUUGAAUACGAGGAAAAUCCUAACGAAGACGAUCAUAUUAAAUGUUUAAGGCAAGAAGCCAUAAGAUGGGCCUGUAUUCUCGGUGACAAAAAAUGCAAAGAAGCGGCUAAAAUUAUAUUGCAACGGCAUUUAAGAUCACAUCAAACGUAA
Molecule: messenger RNA, 1518 nt
Organism: Pogonomyrmex barbatus (red harvester ant)
Lineage: Eukaryota; Metazoa; Arthropoda; Insecta; Hymenoptera; Formicidae
Product: aminopeptidase N-like
Biological process (GO): proteolysis; peptide catabolic process
Cellular component (GO): membrane; cytoplasm
Molecular function (GO): zinc ion binding; peptide binding; metalloaminopeptidase activity
Source: RefSeq, a predicted model, not a curated record